Lactuca sativa (garden lettuce) is the source of this 2625-nucleotide messenger RNA. RefSeq names its product nuclear poly(A) polymerase 4. The record is from RefSeq and is a predicted model, not a curated record. Gene Ontology annotation, biological process: RNA 3'-end processing. Lineage: Eukaryota; Viridiplantae; Streptophyta; Magnoliopsida; Asterales; Asteraceae. Gene Ontology annotation, molecular function: poly(A) RNA polymerase activity; RNA binding. Gene Ontology annotation, cellular component: nucleus.
GUUUCAUUGUAUCUUAAAUCUUAAACUAAAAAGAUAAAAUAUACGACAACAAGUUGAAGUGCGAGACAGAGCGAACGCCCGCCAUCGCCAUUCCCCUCACAUCUCCCUCUUCUCCAUAUCCCCAAAAUCACCAGGUUAAAUCCACCCUAAAAUCAUCUCUUCGCGUAUUUAUUAUUUAAGGGUUUGAAUCUCUUAUUAGUUCCUUCAUUCUUCUCUUCAGAUCCACCGUCCCUUUUCCCCUUUAACCCUAAUCCCAUACGCUCUCGAUCAAACCCCAAUUCUCCAUCCGUUUCUUUAAUUUCAGUAUUUUAUGCGGGAUCUUCUAAUACAUCAGUUCCAAGUUUCCAAUUUUGGAUGCAAUUUAAGCGUUGAGCUUGAAAACCUACAAAAAUCUUGAUCGAUUUUGUCUCUAUUAGGGUUUCUGUCGAUUCUUAGUUCUUCGAUCUUUUUGGUCAUAAAUUGACUCUGUAAUGGUGGGUGCGGACGCUUUACCUUCACCGAGGCAGCACGGUGUUACCAAACCUUUGUCUCUAGCGGGGCCAUCAGAGGCCGAUAUACUCAGAACUAAAAAGCUGAACAAGUUUUUGGUAGAUGCUGGACUUUACGAAAGUCAAGAAGAAGCAGCUAAGAGGGAGAUGGUUCUUGGUCGAAUCAAGCAGAUUGUAAUUGAUUGGGUGAAGCAACUCACGCGCCUUCGAGGGUACACAGAACAAAUGGUGGAAGAUGCAAAUGCUGUCAUAUUUACUUUUGGUUCUUAUCGGCUUGGGGUUCAUGGUCCUGGGGCAGACAUUGACACCUUGUGUGUGGGGCCAUCUUAUGUGAACCGAAAUGAAGAUUUCUUCUUUGUUUUGCAUGAUAUUUUAACAAAUAUGGAAGAAGUCACUGAACUUCAACCAGUUCCAGAUGCCCAUGUACCAGUUAUGAAAUUUAAGUUUGAAGGGAUAUCUAUUGAUCUUCUUUAUGCUAGCAUUUCUCGUUUAGUCGUCCCAGAUGACUUGGACAUAUCCGAUGUUUCCGUGUUAUAUAAUGUCGAUGAACCUACAGUUCGUAGCCUUAAUGGCUGCAGGGUUGCUGAUCAAAUUCUUAAACAUGUUCCAAAUGUUGAGCAUUUUCGUACAACACUUCGAUGCUUAAAGUUUUGGGCCAAAAGGCGUGGUGUUUAUUCAAAUGUGACGGGAUUUCUUGGUGGUGUAAAUUGGGCUCUUCUUGUUGCACGGGUUUGUCAAUUUUAUCCAAAUGCUAUACCUAGUAUGCUGGUGUCUAGAUUUUUCAGGGUUUAUACACAAUGGAGAUGGCCAAAUCCAGUUAUGCUAUGUUCAAUACAAGAGGCUGAGCUUGGAUUUACUGUGUGGGACCCACGAAAAAACCCCAAGGACAAAACUCACCACAUGCCAAUUAUAACCCCUGCCUACCCAUGUAUGAAUUCUAGUUACAAUGUCUCCAUUAGCACACUACGUGUUAUGACUGAGCAGUUUCAAUUUGGGAACCAGAUAUGUGAGGAGAUAGAAGUUAAUAAAGCACAGUGGCCUACGUUGUUUGAACCAUAUAUGUUCUUCGAGAGCUACAAGAAUUAUCUACAGGUUGAUAUUAUUGCUAAUAAUCCAGAUGAUUUACGUGCUUGGAAAGGUUGGGUUGAGUCUCGUCUCAGGCAGUUGACCUUGAUGAUUGAGAGAGACACUCAUGGAAAGCUGCAAUGUCAUCCAUACCCUCAUGAAUACAUUGAUCCUUCAAACCAGUUAUCACAUGGAGCUUUCUUUAUGGGAUUACAAAGGAAACAAGGUGAAGCAAUUCAAGAAGGUCAACAGUUUGACAUUCGUGGCACAGUUGAGGAGUUUAGACAUUCAGUGAACAUGUACAUGUGUUGGAGACCUGGAAUGGAGAUAUACGUGUCUCAUGUCAGGAGAAAGCAGAUCCCUUUAUACGUGUUUCCACAUGGUUAUAAACGCACCAGAACCACCAGGGUUUCAAAUAUUGAGAAUGGUGAAGUUGGUAGAAAGAGAAAAGACGAAUGUACCCCUGUGAAGCAAGAUAGUCCUUCGCUAAAAAGACAGUCAAUGAGUCCACUCAGCCAUUGUUCUGAUUCUGUAGAUAAUGAUAAAAUCCAGGUGUUUGAAGUUGAGCCAAAUGAUGAACAUGGGAUGGAACUAAACUCAAGAGGCAGUGGCGACAUGGACAUGGACCAGAACUCGAUUAUGAGGUAUGAUGUGACAUCAACAGCUUGAGAGAGAAGAUUAAAGUGGAUGAGAAAGCAGCAGUUAUGCUAUGCAAAUCAAAAUCAAAUGAAGCAAGCAAGCUUUCUGGAGUUGGAAGAAGUUUUAGGGUUUUAGUGGGCUGGGUUAUUAGGUGGAGUUGGGGGUGGGGUGGUUAAGAGUCUUGUUUGAGAUAUGUUGAUUAGUGGUGUCAUCUUGUCAUCUAGUUUAGUUGUCUUGAAGUGACUAGUGGAGAUUUGUUUUUAGAGUGUGUUUAAGCUUUAAAGGACAAGGUCAAGGUCAGGUGGGGGAUAUGUUGAUGUUGAUGAGGGUGUUGUGUUUGUUUUUCUUUUGGGUAUUUUGGUGUUGUAACGUUGGUUUCAAAGAUUGUAAAUCUUCAAUUGCGUUGAAAUGGCACAAGCCUUUUUUUGCAUCA